Molecule: messenger RNA, 11007 nt
Organism: Acanthoscelides obtectus
Lineage: Eukaryota; Metazoa; Arthropoda; Insecta; Coleoptera; Chrysomelidae
Source: the annotation of a GenBank genome assembly
GGUGAUUCUUGAACUUCAGAAUUCUCUUUUCAUAAACUCAAUGUUCUCAUAUACAGACUCAAACAAGGAAUACUAUAAGACCAGAUUCUAUUUGAUUGCAGGACCAGUAGCCCAAUAAUAAUUAUUAUAAUCAGUUAUGCUCGUAAUUGUAAUACAUAUUAUCUGAUGUUAAAGGGAAACUUGCAUUGAAAAUACCAUGGCAUUCAAUUUAUACAUCACCAACUACAGUGCUGAUAGAGAAUGUGUAUCUGGUGGUUGCACCCAAUCAACAGGUGGCAUACGACCCUGUUAAAGCAGAAAAAUUGAUGCUACAGGUAAAGCAGGCUGAAUUAAGGAAGAUUGAAGAAGCUGAGAAAAUGGAGGAAGAAAAAGACCAGCCUCAGCAAGACCCUAAUCUUGCGCAACGGUUUUUGUUUGCAAUGAUAAGAAACAUACAGUUGACUAUCAAGAAUGUCCAUAUUCGAUAUGAAGACAAAGUUACCAGCCCAUCUUCCCCGUUCUCUUUUGGCUUUACUCUGGGCAAUUUGCUAGUGGAAAGUACCGAUCAGAAUUGGAAAGUUUGUUUCAUCGAUUCAAAGGAUCUUAAAGAACCUGUCUCUAGAUUUUAUAAGACUACACAAUUGGAUAGCUUAGCUAUGUACUGGAAUAGCCACUCUGAGACAUAUAGCCAUUUGCCAAUGGCUGAAAUGCAUAAGCAUCUGAGUAAAAUUGCUAAACAAAACUCGAAGCCUGACAACUACAGAUACAUUUUGGGCCCUAUGAAUCUAUCAGCAAGAAUGCGAGUGAAUUUAAACCCAGAGCGCGAUGAACCAAAGUUUAGUUACCCUAAGCUCCAUCUGAACGUAGAGAUCAGCAAAUUGUAUCUUGGCAUCACAAAGAAUCAGUAUCGGGAUCUGAUAGCAUUAACAGACUCAAUGGGCAGGAUGGCCAAAGGCGAGCCUUAUAGGAAGUAUAGGCCUAAUGUAACCAGUUACCAUGGACAUUAUGCACAAUGGUGGCGUUUUGCUUACACAUCUAUCUUGGAAGAGCAUGUUCGGAAGAAACGUCGAGAAUGGAAUUGGGAAAAUAUUCUAAAAUACAGGAAUAUGUGUAGAAAAUACAAGGAAUUGUACCAAAAAAGCAAGACGGAGAAAAACAUGAAGCCAGAAGAGAAGAAAACAUUGGAAGAUUGCGAAAAGAAGAUGAAUGUUAUAAAUAUAGUUGUAACAAGAAAACAAGUGGAGGUAGAAUUGAAAAAAAUGGCGGAAGAGGCGGGUAAACAAUCUUUCUUUAGUAGAUGGUGGGGAAGUUCUGGAAGCGAUUCAACACAUGGUGGGAAAAAGACAUCUCUUGUGAAGGAAAUCGAGGACGCAAUGACUCCAGAAGAAAAACAAAAGCUAUACAAAGCGGUUGGUGUCACCGAAGACGGAAAACAAAUUGUAAAUUAUCCUGAAACAUACAUCAGUAUUUCUUGCGCAUUUGUGCUGAAAUCGUUUGAAGUCGAAAUGAAAGAUGAAGAAACAGCAGUGAAUAGGGUGCUUUUCACUACGUUGAACACUGUCAGAUGCAAAGUAGAGAUGAGACCAUACAACUCUGGACUGAAAGUACUCGCUCAGAUAGAUGAUUUGGAAACAAUUGGCAUGAAGCAGCCAGGUGAUUUCAUACCCAAACUAAUAACGAAAUCAACAGGACAAAAAGGACUAUUGGAUGUAGUUUUUGAAAUGAAUCCCAUAGAUGAGAGUUGUGAUCAAAGAAUCGACGUUUCCACUCAGCCAUUGAAAAUUACCUACGAUGCAGAGACUAUCAACAAAGUCGUGGAGAUAUUCAAACUGCCGUCUGAUACGUCACUAGAUCAAAUCCAAAUAGCUGCUGAAAACAGAUUGAAUAAAAUGAAGGAGAUGACAACUACUGGUCUCGCACAUGCUAUUGACAAACAAAUCUGCCUUAAUGUUAACAUUGAUAUACAAGCGCCUUAUAUAAUUAUUCCUUACGGAGGAAAAUAUACUGGAUCUGAAAAUGUCUUGGUCGCUAACUUAGGUCACCUGAAAAUAUUCUCUUUUGGGAAAAGAUCUUCAACAGCAGAUCUGAAGCGAUUACAUGAAGAAGGAAAAACACAGACAGAAAUUAUGGAGCACUUGGUGAAGCAUGCCUAUGAUAACUUUAAGCUUGAAUUUAAGAAUCUGCAAAUAUUAAUGGCUCAGAGCGACGAAAAUUGGGAUGCAGCGAUCAAAAAUUCCAUGUCAACUGACAUGCAUCUGCUGAAUCCAUUGUCAAUAUCUUUCACGUACUCCAAAUGUGUGAUUUCUGACGAUCCUAAGUUACCCCAUGGAAAAGUGAAGGGGCAGUUGCCUUCCAUAGAUGUCAAGUUAUCAGAAGCUAGAAUUCUGAUGUUAUUUUCGCUCAUUUUCAGUAUCACUUGGCCUUCCAGUGAGGUUCAGUCAAAUGAAAUAGAAGCAAUUACGAAAUUUAAGAGAAGAACGUCUAGCACGAUGCUCAAUAAAUAUAAAGAAUUGCAAGAUAGGGCUAAGAAGACGCAGAACUUGAUUCAGAAACUACCAAGAUCGGCCUCCCAACAAGAAAUGAUUCAGUUUACAACAAUAGAAGCAGUUUUUGAAAUGGCAGAGAUUACAUUGAGGUUGAACAAGCAAGAAUCUGUAGCUUCAGAUGUUUCUGAGCUAGCAACUUUCAAACUAAAUUCACUGAUAUGUAGUUUGACUAUGAAGACCUUUGAGACGUCGGUAUCUCUGCAAGUGGGUAACAUAAUAAUGCAACAACCCAGAGCUGAAGACAGGGUAGUUAGAAUGAUUGAUUCGCCCAUUCCAGCAGCAAAGGAUGAAUAUUUGUUUAAAGUAGAGUUUACUCAGGUGGAUCCUGCAUCUCCAGGGCUGCACUCGGUUCACAAGUCCGUUGAAUCUUGUUUAUCUUUGAAUCUUGGACAGUUGUAUUUGACAUUGCAUCAAGAAGCAGUAUUGUCGCUCCUGGAAUUCAGCACUAUAAUCCAAGAAGAAAUGGCGAGAUUAAGGGAACAAAAUAGGAGAGAUCGAUAUGCUACAACUAAAAAAACAAUGUCGGUAAUUAGUGAACGCUUUGAGAAUGCACAAAAAGUAGUGGGAGCACAUUCCAAUCGUAAAAAGAAGAGUGCACACGUCGAAACAAUAAAAUUCAAACUGAUCGUUCAUUUGAAUGAGUUGACUUUACAGUUUGAGACUGAUAAGAGUAACAUCUCUUCUUGUUCUGUGCAAGGCAUCAACACAACUAUAAUCUUGAAAGAGAGUUACACGGAAGUUGAAGCAAAGUUGAUGGAUGUUGUCAUUAUAGAUCUGGAUCCUAAUACUCUCCAUCCGUUGAUAUUGUCAGGUUCUGAUGACAUAGCCUUGACAUUACAGCUGGUUAUGUACAACCUGACUAAUGAACAGGAUAAACCAGAUAUGGACGUUGAUGUAAAAGUUGGCGGAUCCAGAAUAGUUUUCUUGAAUAAGUUCAUUACCAGCUUACUCGGCUUCCUGAAUCAAUUCCAAGAUGCUCAGAAAGCCAUUAUUGAGGCAUCUCAGGCUGCUGCUGAAACCGCUAAAGAAAAUAUGAAAGACGUUUACGAUAAAGCGACAAAAAUUUCACUUUCUGUCCAAGUUAAAGCUCCUGACAUCAUAGUGCCAAUGAAUUCAAAGAGUUACGAUGCUAUGUCUUUAGAUUUGGGAACCAUCAAAUUACUCAAUCAUUUCAUUACGCUGGAAGCCAAAAAUGAUGAGAACUACCAUGCCAUAGUAGAUAACUUGAAGAUUAGUCUCACAGACUUGAAAAUUACAAGAAUAAAAAUUGGUCCGAAACAUGAUGUUGCGAAUGAGUGUAACCUUCUGGAACCUGUUACUUUCAACCUCAACGUCAAGAGGAAUUUAUCAUUAUCCUGGUAUAAGGAUAUACCUGACCUGGACAUUUCUGGUGACAUUAAGAUGAUUAGGUUGAAACUCGGUCAGAUUGAUUACCAGUUAUUGAUGAGUAUUUUGAAUGGAAAUUUGGCUGAGGGAAGGCCUGAGAAAGGAACUGAUACAAAAGCAUCUGAAAUGAUAGAGGAUACACAUGGACAAAAACUAGCUGCAACAUCGAACGUAUGCGCUCAGGUUGAACACGUAGCUCAAGACUGGAAAGAUAAAGAAAAGCCGACGGUGUUCAUGAAUUUCACCUUCAAGAUGGACAUCCUCGAAAUAGAUUUAUAUCAAGGCGACAUGAAAACGUUGUCGCCUACAUCUGAGGGUCAAGAAAAAACACAUCUCGGUAGAUUCUCACUAGAAGGGCUCUCAGUCAAAGGUAAGAUUCUGUCAGACGAGUCCUUAGUGACAUCGGUGCUUCUUCUGAACUGCUACCUCGAUGACAUGCGGAAGGGCAAGGAAGCCAAACUGAAUAGGAUGAUCCAAAGGUCGUUUGAUCCAUCGAAGGCAUGUGUCGCAGACGAUGCCAGUGUUAUGAGUACAAGCAGUAAUUUAAGCUACACCGGCCCUGUCAGGAGCAUGUUCGACAUCACGUAUCAGCAGAAACGUAACGAAGCGGCCGGUGAGAAGGAUAAACACGAUGAAAUGUUUGCGGAUGUAAGAAUCUACAGCUUCACACUGAUCCUGUCUGUGGAAUAUCUGAUGAAGAUAGCAGACUUUUUCAACAUGAAAUCCGCAGAAACUGAUGACGCUGCUACUCAAACACAGGGCAGACAGAAUACUUCAUCUGUGACCACAGCAAAGUCCCUACAGUCCACGGGCAGUGCAUCAUCGUACAGCCAACAAGCUGACCAAAAGAAUACCUAUAUGACGAUAAAUUUGAAAUUGGAACAGCCUGAUAUCAUUUUAGUCGAAGAUAUGGAGAGCAUCAAUACGAACUGCAUGAUACUCAACGCCGAAAUAUUGGUGAAACUUCGAAUGGCUGGUGAACAUCAAGUUGUAAAUGGAAUGAUAAGUGAUCUGCAGGUAUAUACAUGCAAUUACAACCCAGCUAAACGAGUUCAGACGAGAAACAACGUGUUGCAUCCUGUUACAGUGAGCCUUGCAGGGUCUACACCAGAAGAUAAAGGAUUACAUAUUGAGCUUAUGAUAACUGAUGUGCAUCUGAGCGUCUCUCCGUCCACCAUAGAGCUUCUGAAUAGAGUGUUGGUUACUAUGACGAAGGGUGGAUCUAGUGACAAAGAGAAGGAAAUAGAAGAGAUAUAUUAUGAAAACAUAUGGGAACCGAAGUCAUUUGAUGACCCGGAUUUUUGGUUUUUAAAGACAGAGUAUGGGACAGAUGCUUUGGAUCAGCUGAUGCACAGUCAAUCAAUAAUAGAUUCGAGAGCCAAUCAACAAACUAUACUCCAAGAACUGUGCAUUAUCUCAAUACCUACGAUUAUAGUGACAGUUGAAGCUGGUGUAGGUAAUAAGACGCUUCCAAUGCUCAUGCUCGAGACCGGCUUGAAAGGAAGUGUCAAAAAUUGGUCAUCACAGUUGGGGGUCGAGGCAAGUAUGAAGAUGCAAAUGGGUUACUACAACAGUCGACUAGCAUUAUGGGAACCUCUUAUAGAGCCAGUUGAGAAUGUCUGUGGCAAUACCAACAGGCAAGUGAUUACGCCAUGGGAGCUUAAAUUAGAGGUGUCAAUGAACCAGGAACAAGAUGACAACAUGAGUUCAAUGAGCCCCACUGAUUCUGAGGCCGAUAUGCAACUACCUCAACCAUUAAUGGACAUCGACGUUAUGUCAGAGAACAAUCUUGAAUUAACAAUCACCAAGACAUUGUUAGAAGUAUUGACAAACCUAGGAAAAGCGUUCACUGAUGCGGUCAGUCAGAACAAAUUUACAAAUUCCCAUUCUGUUGAAGCAUCUUAUAAAGUCGUGAACGAAAUAGGUGAAGACAUAACCUUACUCUUGGAGGAAAGUGCUUUCAACAUUGUCGGAGGAGGAGACAAACUGGAUAUCAAUAAGUCGCAAGCAGUUCCUUUGGUAGUGAAGCCAAAUUUUGUCGAGAAAAAGACUCUUGAUUUAGGCAAGGAGCUAGUCAAAAAUGCGGAAAAGAAGAAUAAAUUCUUACAUAUUAAGGUGAACAGCAAAAAAUGUGAGCUGGCCCUACCGGUUGUCAGAGCAGACAAAAGAUUUUUCCUACUGAAUUACAGAUCAAGUAGUGGAAGUGACAAUUGGGGGAUUGUGUCCGACGUGAGAGUGGAUGAAGGGAUUACUACAAUAAUCAUAAGAAGUAUAUUACAGGUGAUCAAUCAUUUCAAUACGGCCAUCGACGUCUAUUACAUGACACCCAAAGGCAACAUAUUGGAACUAAUUGGCGUGGUGCAACCAAAUUCACACCUAAACGUGCCCUUGAAAGCGGUUUACAAUCCGACCAACGAGUUGUUCUUUGGUGUAUCUGGAUAUUCAGUCACCAGUUCGCCGUACGUCUGGAAAGAUCUGCAGACCUUCCUAGACAACACGAAAAUACUGAAUUGCCGAAGGAAGAGCGAGGAAUACGGGGAAGAGUUGUUCGUCAUAAAGGCUGUAGGUGAAAUGGAGCAAAUAUAUUAUGAAAACACAGCACGCCAUACAAUGUCAAGCGUUUGCUUCAACAUCCAUCUACGUCCAGCUGUUAUCUUCAAGAAUUGUCUUCCUUUGGACAUAGUAUGUUGCGUCGAUGAAAAAGUUGAGGAAUUUACUGUCAAAGCAGGUGAUAUAUUGCAGCUGCCUAGUGUCACCCCUGGUAGUAACGUCAUUGUCAUUCGAUUGCCAGAUUAUCUGGAAAAGGAAUGGUCGUGUCGCGGAGAGAUCCUCGAAAAGCCUAACGAGUUCACUGUAUGGACUUUUAACAGCUACGAUAGUCCAACGAAAAUGUCAAUGGAUCUUGGGAUGCACAGUUUGGAUAAAAAUGGUUCGUUGGUCAUGUCGCUCUAUUGUCCAUUUUGGAUGUUAAACAAAACCGGGUUGAUGCUGGCUUACAGGAAGUCUAAAAAAACUGAAAAACGUGAUGCCGCUGGAAGUCCAGCUAAGAGCACCGAUGAGAGUAUGAACAUUCUGCAUCACCCUCCAGACUUCAAAGGACCUAUCCUGUUCUCAUUCAGUGCCAAAAACUUUUUCGGAAAGAAAAAAGCUUGUGUGAAAGUUGAAGGUGGAGAAUGGUCGGACAGAUUCUCUCUGGAUACAGCUGGAUCUUCAGGGGUCAUCGCGUGCAAAACUGAAGGGGUCUUUUAUCAGAUAGGCGUGAACAAUCAACUGACAUACAACAGUCUCACAAAGCAAGUUACUUUCACACCAUUCUAUGUGAUAAUCAAUAAUGCUCCAUAUACAAUUGAGUGUCAAGAGAGUGAUCGUCCUGCAGAUCAUUGGACUGUAGUCGGUCCGAAGUCGUGUACAGCCCUCUGGCCUAAGACGGUCAAUGAGGACAAGCUGCUUAGGUUGAGGAUUGAUGGUACUGAUGAGAUUUCUGCACCGUUCUUAUACACUGAGAGUCACAACACCCUUCUCAGAUUGGACAAUAAGUAUGGUGGGAUGAAUGUGGAUAUACAACUGACAGAAGGCUCAGUGUACAUUAAUUUGGCACCUUAUGAUGUUGGUUCCGCCCCUGCGCUUUUGGUUAAUCACACAAGUGUUCCUAUAUGCUAUUGGGAAAAAGAGUCUGUUCAGAAGAGGAUAUUGCUACCAAAACAUUCCAUUUUAUAUACAUGGGAGAAUCCAUCUGGUCCAAGGAUAAUUGCUUGGGAUAGAGGCCACAAAAAAGAGAUUUUCAAUGACCUACGUAAAGAUGGAGGUGGUGAAUUCAGUCCUGAAGAAGACCUCAAUAUCUGCUGGGUUUCCUUCCUAGAUGGAAUGCAGAGGGUUCUGUUGUUUACAGAAAGCAGAUCAAUAGUCACUAGUGCACAAGUAACUAACAUUCUCGAAGUGAUUCAGCAGGAGAUCAACAUGUCAAUACAAGGUGUUGGAAUAUCUUUUGUCAAUAAUGCUACCAGAAAGGAGAUUAUGUAUAUUGGAAUCGCGAGUUCAGGUGUGAUUUGGGAGGUUUGUAAACAUAAUAGUACUAGGUACAAACAGCUCUCUACAAAGGAGUCCACACACAUCGAAGUUGCGUAUCAGGCAUAUCUCGUCAAUUCACUUGACAGUGGCGAUGAGGUAGAGCUAGGCAGAAUAGCAGUGAGUCCAAAAAUGGAAGUAGAUUUCAAAACAGGUCAGAUGUUUAAGCCCCACAAAAGAAAAUUGAGGCGAACGUACCAAACAGGGCUGUGGUUCCAAAUGAAAACUAGUCCUAGUCAGAUGCAAUUACAUGCCAAAGUUAACAAGUUGCAAAUCGACAAUCAGAUGUUUGAUUGCAUUUUCCCUGUAGUUUUAGCUCCAGUACCUCCACCAAGAAGUGUUGCUAUAGAUAGUGGUAUCAAACCCUUCGUAGAAGUGAGUAUAGUGCAGUUGUUGUUGAAAAACAGCCAGAUAAAACAGUACAAGUACUUCAAAAUAUUGGUGCAAGAAUUCCACGUAAAAGUUGACCUAGGAUUUGUAAACGCGGUUCUCGAAUUGUUGCAACAGGAAGAAACAUCCGAAGAAGGAGAGAAAGAGCUCUUCCUGAAGGACAUGACAUUAGUAGAUGAACCACUAUAUUCUCAUGCUUCCUCAAAAUCCAUAGAGCAACAGAAGAAUUUCUUCGAUUUACUACACUUUUCACCCUUCAAAAUCCACCUUAGUUUUUCCAUGGCUGCUGGGUCUUCUGGACAAAAUGCUUCCACACCUACGUUCUUGAAUAUAUUAUUGCAAGGAGUAGGAGUCACUUUGACAGAUCUGCAAGAUGUUAUAUUCAAAUUAGCUUAUUUCGAACGGGACUACACGUUCCUGACGAGAAAUCAACUAAUCAGUGAAACUACUAGUCAUUAUGUAGGGCAGUUUGUUAAGCAGUUAUAUGUACUAGUAUUGGGUCUCGACUUAAUUGGUAAUCCCUAUGGCUUAGUAAUUGGAAUUACAAAAGGUGUUGAGGAUUUGUUCUACGAACCUUUUCAGGGUGCUAUACAAGGCCCUGGCGAAUUUGCCGAAGGUUUAGCUUUAGGCGUGAAAAGUCUGUUUGGUCAUACUGUAGGAGGCACUGCAGGCGCUUUCAGCAGAAUAACUGGUGCUAUGGGAAAAGGCAUAGCUGCUCUAACAUUUGAUGAAGACUUCCAAAGGAAGCGAAGGGAGGCUAUCAACAAAAAACCAGCUACUGUCCAAGAGGGAUUGGCACGAAGCGGUAAAGGAUUGGUUAUGGGUGUGUAUUCUGGGCUGACAGGUGUAUUUACAAAACCAGUGACUGGUGCCAAAGAGCAAGGAGUGGAAGGUUUUUUCAAGGGAUUAGGCAAAGGUGCAGUUGGCCUAGUUACGCGACCUGUUGCGGGAGUUGUUGAUUUCGCAAGUGGAUCAUUGGAAGCUGUCAAAAGGUAAUAAAUAUAUUAACUGACAAGUUGGUAAAAAGUUUCGAGCUACGAGGAUGUAUACGUUUUGCUAGCGCUGGAUAAGGUAAUAUUUCUUUGGUUAUAUUGUGGAGUGGUGAUAAUAUUGCAAAUCUCUUUGUCCUCUACAAUGUAUAUGCCUCAACGCAACUAAUAGAAACUUUUUAACAAGGAAUAACUUUUUAUUACCUUGAAAAUAAUUUUUUAUUUAUUUUGAAUGCCUAGACACUAAACAUCCAAUGUGAUUAUUUUAUACUGAACUAUUAAUCUUAUAGCAGAGAAACGUUCAGGAUUUUUUUUCACAAGUUCUAUUAAUUUGUCAAUAAAAUAUUGCAAAAGAAACAUGUAUGAUCAUUGGACCAUAUAUUUAUGGGUUUUCGAUUUGCUAGCGAUUUUAUACUUUUGAUUUUGAAGCCAAAAUCAAAACUGUUUUGUUGUAUCCAUUAUCGAUUCACGAAAAAAAUCAAUACCGUUUUAGAAUUUGUACAAUGUAUGACCUUUUUAAAUACCUAAACACCCGAAAUGCAUUGUGAUAAUUUCAUACUGUCACAGCCAUUUGAUGCUGCACAUGGUUUCUAACUUCUGUCAGGUAUCAAUCUUACAGUAGAGAUAAUUUUUCUCUCCAAUUAAUGUUAGCGGCCUGUUUACUUCACUUAGAAGGUAUAAUUUUGGAAGAAUUAACCAAUUAACAUAUAUCACAAGCAAAUAUUUUAAUUUUUCGGCCCAUUUUCAUAUCAAGUUUACUUAUCGUGUACGUGGUCUAGUCGCAGGUGAAAGGUGGUUGAAGAUUUACAGGACACCCUGUAUAAUUGAAAUUUUUUCCAGAGUAACUGAAUCAGGUGAAGAGGCCACUCGUCUUCGUCCUCCCAGAUUCCUCCAUAACGAUGGUCUAGUUAGGCCAUACGACCGCCGUGAGGCAGAGGGCAACCGGUUGUUAAUGGAAAUCUCCAAGGGGAAAUACGCUACCACUGACGUGUACGUGAUGCAUUACGUCAUUGUUCCGGACAAGGAAAUGGUACUGCUGUCGGAUAGGAGGUUGGCGUAUAUUGUGAAAAAUGAUCUGUUUGGAGGCUGGCAGGUGGAAUGGUCGUACACCUGGGACGAAAUCCCAGAACCCGCCAAAGUUGUAACCAAAGGGGUGUUAAUAGCUACCUCAAAAGAGAAAAAGAAGCUGUUUGGCACUAAUGGUAGCUCUAAACUCAUACUACUUAAUAAUCCUGAACAAAAGGAGGACUUGUGUGUUAAAAUUGAGUCUAUGAGACGUCUUUCACAAUAAAUGCACUUAAUUGUUAGCCACUUUACAUUUUUACAGAGAAUUUCUAUUUUAAUGCUAUCAAUAGAAAUUGCGAUCUAACAAAUGUUGCAGAGUUGCUUUAUUGAUAAUUUAAAGAGAUACGAGUAUAUAGCUUUAGCUUGAUGUACAAAAAUGGAGUAUUUGAUGAAUAUUUUUAGAAAUUGUCAUGUACAAAAGUAACGUACUAGUUUCAGAUAUUCUUAAAUAUUUACUAUCUUAUCUCACCAUCACACUUGUAUAAUUAUUCCUUAAUAUUGCAUCUUUACUGGUAUUGUAAAAGGAUUUACACGUUUUUUUGCUAUGAGUAUUUGCUAUUUGUUGGUGAAUAAAAUAUCUUUUGUUA